Molecule: messenger RNA, 1432 nt
Organism: Alnus glutinosa
Lineage: Eukaryota; Viridiplantae; Streptophyta; Magnoliopsida; Fagales; Betulaceae
Exons: 12
Coding region: 76-1086 (336 amino acids)
Source: RefSeq, a predicted model, not a curated record
AUUUGUCGUCAAAAUUCAUAUUUAACUUCACAAGGAAAAAAAGAAGGGGGUAGGUGUGCGCGCGUUGGGGAAGAGAUGACGACUGUGGCAUCGCCAUGGACGAAGACAGCCUUCCUAUUUUCUCGCGUAAAUGGCCGUAUAAAAACCCCUCACUCUCCUCUCAAUUUACAGUUUCGCCACUCCCUUCCCAACUCGUUCACGCUCUUCUCUCCUACGACUCGCCCUCUCUCCAUGGCCGCUUCAUCCUCUGCUCAACCAACCGCAAAUCCUCAGAGUGUGUCACCUGGAGAUGGCAGCAAAGACGCUUCCGAUGUAUUUCAUCUGAUUCAAGCACAUCAGGAAAAGGCAGCUCGGCUUGCUCCGAUUGAGGAGAUUCGAACUUUGCUUGAUCACAGUGUGCGCGGGAUGCUCUCUACCUUUUCUCAGAAGCAUGAGGGCUACCCAUCAGGAUCGGUGGUUGAUUUUGCCUGUGACGCAGAUGGAUCUCCAAUAUUAGCUGUCAGCAGCCUCGCAGUCCAUAUGAAAGACUUAACAGCUAAUCCCAAAUGCUCAUUGCUUGUGGCUAAAGAUCCUGAGGAUAGAACUGAUUUAGUAAUCACUGUGCAUGGUGAUGCUAUUUCUGUUUCUGAAAAUGAUAGACCUGCCAUUCGUGCUGCAUACUUGGCGAAGCAUCCAAAUGCUUUCUGGGUUGACUUUGGUGACUUCCAAUUUAUGCGCAUCGUACCAAAAGUUGUACGGUAUGUUUCGGGGGUUGCCACAGCUUUAUUAGGAUCAGGAGAGUUCAGUGGAGAAGAGUACAAAUCCACCAAAGUUGAUCUGAUAGCUCAGUUUUCUAAGCCUGUUGCGUCUCACAUGAAUAGAGAUCAUUCUGAAGAUACAAAACUCAUCGUGCAACACUGGACAUCAAUUCCGGUGGACUCUGCUUACAUGCUGGAUUUAGAUAGCCUUGGUUUCAAUGUUAAGGCUGGUUAUGAAGGGAACACUUUCAAGCUUCGAAUACCUUUCCCUAGACGUGCCGAAGAUAGAAAGGAUGUGAAGACUCUUGUGGUGGAAAUGCUUCAAGCUGCUAAGCCUCAAACUGAUUGAUCUCAGAGCAGAAAAUAAUAGAGACAUAUUCUGGUUAUGUUGGAUUGUGCAGAAAAUCACAGUUGCCUUCUCUGGACAUGGACAAAUUCGAAAUCAUGGAAAACAUGUGAGCAAAGAUAACUCUGUUGGAAAAUGGACAAUGAACUGGGUAUACUUUUGCCUCUCUCUCAUGAAUAACCAUUAGAAUCACAACUGGCUGAUGUAUAAGUGGUAUGAGACAUUCAAAGAAAAUGCCAUUAUUCUGAAUGAUAUUGGUCAUAUAUGUAAGUAGCUAUAAAGAAUUAUCUGUCAAGAAACCCAAACGCAUUUGAAAUAAUAUAUGAGAAAAUAUGAUAGUGUUCAUAUA